GCUUUCGCUUCCCCUAUCCACCAACCAAACACAUCCUUCUCACCCACAAGCUCACAAUUGCAAGCAUGCGUAUCGCCGAAGUCAAGAACUCAAGAGAGCAGCGCAUCGCUGCUCAUUCACACAUCAAAGGACUUGGGUUGAGAGAUGAUGGAUACGCCGAACCGAUUGCUUCAGGAUUCGUUGGACAGGAGCAGGCUCGUGAGGCAUGUGGUAUUGUCGUGGACUUGAUCAAAUCAAAAAAGAUGUCUGGGCGUGCAUUGCUCUUUGCUGGCGCCCCUGGGACAGGAAAGACAGCGAUCGCAUUGGCCAUCUCACAAGAACUGGGACCCAAAGUUCCAUUCUGCCCUAUGGUUGGAAGCGAAGUUUUCUCGAGCGAAAUUAAAAAGACUGAAGUGCUGAUGGAGAACUUUCGCAGAGCCAUUGGAUUGAGAAUCAAGGAGACCAAGGAAGUUUAUGAGGGGGAGAUUACAGAAUUGACACCAGAGGAAACAGAGAACCCGUUGGGAGGCUAUGGCAAGACCAUCUCGCACGUCUUGAUUGGCCUGAAGACUGUCAAGGGCACAAAGCAACUGAAGUUGGACCCUUCUAUUUACGAGAGCAUUCAGAAGGAGAAGGUCACUGUUGGAGAUGUCGUAUAUAUCGAGGCCAACACUGGAGCCGUUAAGAGGGUCGGUCGUUCGGAUGCGUACGCUACAGAGUUCGAUUUGGAAGCCGAGGAAUACGUGCCAUUGCCCAAAGGAGAGGUCCAUAAAAAGAAGGAGCUGAUUCAGGAUGUCACCCUGCAUGAUUUGGAUGUUGCUAACGCCCGACCCCAGGGUGGCCAGGAUGUCAUGUCGAUGAUGGGACAAUUCAUGAAGCCAAAGAAGACAGAAAUCACGGAUAAGCUGCGCAAGGAGAUCAACAAAGUCGUUAACAAGUAUAUUGAUCAGGGCAUUGCAGAACUCGUUCCCGGAGUAUUAUUUAUCGACGAGGUUCACAUGCUAGAUAUCGAGUGCUUCACGUACCUCAACCGCGCUCUCGAAUCAACACUCUCGCCCAUUGUCGUUUUUGCCACCAAUCGCGGCAUGUGCUCCAUUCGCGGUACAGAGGAUAUUGCAUCACCCCACGGAAUCCCUGUCGACCUUUUGGAUCGCCUGCUUAUCAUUCGCACUCUUCCCUACACACUGGAGGAGAUUCGUGUCAUCAUCACCAUCCGUGCCAAGACAGAAGGGUUGACCGUGCAGGAUGAGGCUACAAACUACUUGGCGGAUGUCGGUCUCAAGACCAGUCUCCGUUACGCUAUCCAGCUUUUGGCCCCCGCUAACGUCAUGGCCAAGAUCAACGGGCGCGACGAUAUCUUCAAGGGUGAUGUUGAGGAGGCCGGAGACUUGUUCUUGGACUCGAAGCGCAGCGCAAAGAUUGUCACGGAGGAGAACCACGGUUUCAUCGUCUAAGGAGAAACAUAUAAUGAUGAUGACGGACGUGCGGGGCCUAUGGACAGCCCAGCAUAAUGCAAAUAAAAAGUUCUUCAAGCAC
Gamsiella multidivaricata is the source of this 1515-nucleotide messenger RNA. Its product is annotated as TIP49 C-terminus-domain-containing protein. The coding region runs from base 66 to 1433 and encodes 455 amino acids. Gene Ontology annotation, molecular function: DNA helicase activity; ATP hydrolysis activity; ATP binding. The record is from RefSeq and is a predicted model, not a curated record. Gene Ontology annotation, cellular component: NuA4 histone acetyltransferase complex; Ino80 complex; Swr1 complex. Gene Ontology annotation, biological process: chromatin remodeling; regulation of transcription by RNA polymerase II; box C/D snoRNP assembly. NCBI's taxonomy places the organism in Eukaryota, Fungi, Mortierellomycota, Mortierellomycetes, Mortierellales, Mortierellaceae. The transcript is spliced from 5 exons.